AUGGAAGGCCCUUCCCGAGACCCUCAGAGAUCGGACAUCCUCCAGGAAGUACGCGAUGAGAAACCGGCGGCAGACGGAGGGCUUGUCGCCUGGUUGGGUGUUGUUGGCGCUUGGCUGAUGUUUUUUAUCACCUGGGGCCCUGCUGGCUCUUUUGGAGUCUUCGAAGCCUAUUACAAAUCUCAGAUGCUGUCCUCAUACUCUGAGUCGACAAUUGCUUGGAUAGAUCAGUAUCAACUUUACAACAAAAAGGCCGAUUGCAGUUGGAAUAACAACAACGGGCGCGGUAUUGUUUUCCCCAUCCUUUUCAAUGCUCUUGAACCCAAGGUCGGGUUCGGUUGGACAAUUCGAGUCUUUGGAUUCCUGCAAUUAGUAUUCGGCCUCGCGGCUCUUGGCCUAUUGCUGCAGAUGCCGCAAAAGUCAACUAAGCCCAGAAAAUUGUUCGAAUGGAGAGCCUUUACAGAAAUCCCAUACACUACCUUUUGUGUUGGCUGCUUCUGUCAGUACUUGUCUUACUGGAUUCCGCUAUUCUACCUUGUUACAUAUGGUCGGUCUGUUCUGGGUAUACGCCAGUCUGCCGGGUUCAUUGUGUUCUGUGUGCUAUUUGGUAUUUCAUCGGGGACGUUUGUUGCUGCCAACCCCGUGGCCACCUUGCAUCCAACGAUUACACCGAGCCUCACUAUUGCAGGAGAGCGUCUGGGGAUGAAUUGGCUUAUAUCUGGUCUGGGAACAUUGCUUGGAGCUCCCAUAGCGGGUACCUUGUCUCGUCCAGAGAGCGGCCAAUUUUUGCAUGCUCAGAUCUUUACGGGUUGCAUCAUGGUCGGUGCUGCUUUGUUUAUGUCAGUACCGCUGCUUGUGACGUUUUCAUAUGAUAGGAAAGAAAAGAGGAGGCUUUCAGCUGGAGUAGUAGAGAGCAGUAGUCAUCUAGAAUGA
Messenger RNA from Fusarium pseudograminearum CS3096, 930 nucleotides. RefSeq lists its product as uncharacterized. The record is from RefSeq and is a predicted model, not a curated record. Lineage: Eukaryota; Fungi; Ascomycota; Sordariomycetes; Hypocreales; Nectriaceae. Bases 1 to 930 code for a protein of 309 amino acids. The transcript has 6 exons. Gene Ontology annotation, cellular component: fungal-type vacuole membrane.